This is a messenger RNA of Melopsittacus undulatus (budgerigar), 4999 nucleotides long. RefSeq names its product DENN domain containing 1A (gene DENND1A). Gene Ontology annotation, biological process: endocytic recycling; endocytosis. Lineage: Eukaryota; Metazoa; Chordata; Aves; Psittaciformes; Psittaculidae. The transcript is spliced from 23 exons. Bases 131 to 3328 code for a protein of 1065 amino acids. Gene Ontology annotation, cellular component: clathrin-coated vesicle; cytosol. The record is from RefSeq and is a predicted model, not a curated record. Gene Ontology annotation, molecular function: phosphatidylinositol phosphate binding; guanyl-nucleotide exchange factor activity.
GCUGAGGCGACGGCGGCGCUGGGCGGGAUGGAGUGAGGGGGCGAGCGGCGGAGAGAGCGCAGCCCACCGAGCCCCGACCCCCUCCCCCUUGCCUCUCUCUGGCCCGGGUCUAUGCGGCCCCCCAGAGACCAUGGGAUCCAGGAUCAAACAAAAUCCGGACACUACCUUUGAAGUGUAUGCAGAAGUCACCUACUCAGGAAUCAGUUGCGUUGGGAAAGAUCCUGAGGUGCGGAGGCAAUUCCCAGAGGGCUACAGUGACCAGGAAGUUCUACAGACUUUGACCAAGUUUUGUUUCCCCUUCUAUGUGGACAGCCAUGCAGUUAACCAAGUUGGGCAGAACUUUACAUUUGUGCUUACAGACAUUGACAGCAAACAGAGGUUUGGAUUCUGUCGCUUAUCUUCUGGGGCCAAGAGCUGCUUCUGUAUCUUAAGUUACCUCCCAUGGUUUGAAGUCUUCUAUAAGCUGCUCAAUAUCUUGGCAGAUUAUUCAGCAAAAGGACAGGAUAGUCAAAGGAGUGAGCUCCUAGAAACAUUUCAUAAACUUGCCAUCCCUGAGCCAGGAACCUCUGUUCAUCUUGGAGUGCACUCUUACUUUACUGUGCCUGACACCAGAGAGCUUCCGAGUAUACCUGAAAAUAGAAAUCUGACAGAGUAUUUUGUAGCAGUUGAUGUCAACAACAUGCUGCACCUUUAUGCCAGUAUGCUGUAUGAACGCCGCAUCCUCAUUUGUUGUAGUAAGCUGAGCACUUUAACUGCCUGCAUUCAUGGGUCUGCAGCUAUGCUCUACCCGAUGUUCUGGCAGCAUGUUUACAUUCCUGUUCUGCCCCCACAUCUAUUGGACUACUGUUGUGCCCCAAUGCCCUACCUCAUUGGAAUACAUUUAAGUUUGAUGGAGAAAGUAAGAAACAUGGCCCUGGAAGAUGUAGUGAUUCUUAAUGUAGACACCAACACACUGGAAACCCCUUUUGAUGACCUUCAGAGUCUUCCUAAUGAUGUGGUUUCUGCACUGAAGAGCAGAUUGAAGAAAGUCUCUACAACCACUGGAGAUGGUGUUGCGAGAGCGUUUCUCAAAGCACAAGCAUCUUUCUUUGGGAGCUACAGAAAUGCCCUGAAAAUUGAACCUGGUGAACCCAUCACUUUUUGUGAAGAAACAUUUGUGUCCCAUCGUUCUGCUGUCAUGAGGCAGUUCCUUCAGAAUGCCAUUCAGCUCCAGCUCUUUAAGCAGUUCAUUGAUGGCCGUCUGGAUCUUCUUAACUCUGGUGAGGGCUUCAGUGAUGUUUUUGAAGAAGAGAUAAAUAUGGGAGAAUAUGCAGGUAGUGACAAAUUAUAUCACCAGUGGCUCUCUACAGUAAGGAAAGGAAGCGGAGCCAUUUUAAAUACAGUGAAGACCAAAGCCAACCCUGCCAUGAAGACUGUCUAUAAGUUUGCAAAAGAUCAUGCAAAAAUGGGAAUAAAAGAAGUGAAAAACCGCUUGAAGCAAAAGGACAUUGCUGAGAAUGGGUGUUCUGUGACACCAGAGGAAUCCCUACCAAGAACAGCACCUUCACCACUGGUUGAGAAGAAGGACCCUAAAUUAAGAGAAGACCGCAGGCCAAUCACAGUACAUUUUGGUCAGCAGCAAAGACUCCGUCCGCCUCGGCCACCACCUCCAAAGAUACAGCGUUCAUCUAGGCCCGUUCGUCCACCAAGACCUCAUGUUGUUAAGAGACCUAAGAGUAAUAUUGCUGUGGAAGGACGAAGGACUUCAGUCUCCAGUCCGGAACAGCCUCAACCCUACCGGGCCCUAAAAGAAUCCGACAGUGCUGAUGGGGAAGAGGUGAUCAGCCCAGAAAAGUCCAAAGAGCCUCUGCCUCCAAGCCCUCUCCUCUCAAGCAAGGCCACAGAAAUCAACCUCCUUGAAGACAUCUUCCCAAACUUAGAAGUGGAAGCACAGCCUCAGCCUCUCAGCCAAGCCAAGAGCCUGGAAGACCUGCGGACUCCCAAAGAAGAGGGGGAUCAGCGAUGUACAUUUGAUUACCAGAGAAUGGAUCUUGGCGUGUCUGAGAGGAACAGGAUUGUGCCACCCAUGAAGCUGUCUCACGCUUACAACAAGCUGUGGAGUAUGGGUCAUGAUGACAUGGCUAUUCCGACCAAGUAUUCCCAAAGCUCACCGGAAAGGUCCUUGACUGCACUUGGUAACAUGCCGCCCAUCACAAGGAGACCCCUGAGCAAAGACAGCAUCUUGGCCCCUGCAGAAAAGGAUGAAUCAAAUCCUGCCAUUCAAGGGAACAUCACCAUUCCUAGGCCACAGGGAAGAAAGACUCCUGAACUGGGGAUAGUGCCACCACCACCAGCACCCAGGGCUUCCAAGCAUCAGACUUCAUCUGGGCCAGCAGAAAUUCUCACCCCAGGACGUAGCCAUUUGGUUUCAGAUCUUAUCCCAGAGCCCUUUGGAGCUGGUAGCAUGUCCUUAGACUCUGAAAUCCAGCAGUCUGUAAAUUACGCCUCUCGUCCAUCUCAGCUUUUGCCCAGUGCUACCAGCACUGCUGAGAUGCUCCAGCCUGUCAAGGUGCAGACAGAAAACACAGGUAACGAAAGCGACUACCUUCUUAAUUUACUGGAUCCAUUAAAAACAGCCAACUGGCAAAGCAGUGGCCCACAGCAAGGUCCCCGCAGCCUGCAGAGCUCAGCUGCUUCACCUUCUGCAGCUGGCUUUGCCUCGGUGGCAAGUGACUUUGUGCCUACUCCAGCUGUCCCAUUUGUCCAGCCACUUGGUUAUCCUUCCCCAGCACCUCCUACUUUUUUACAGCCCUCUCCUAACCCAUUCACACAAACAAUGCCAGGAGCCCUUUCGCUGUCUCUAGUUAGACCCCCAAGGGGCUCUUUUACCCCCUCUUUAGGUCAUGCCUAUAGCUCUAGCUUCAUAACCCCUAGUUCAAGCUUCUACCCACCACAAAGACCUCAACCAAAUAUUUCAACGCUCUCCAUGCCAAACUUGUUUAGCCAGGCUCCAGCCAUGCCACCGGCAAGCUCCUUACUGCUGCAGAGCCCUUCUCCUGCAGGCUCUCUGCAGCCAGCACAUUUGAGUGGUCCUCCUAAAACCAGAACGUUACAGGUGGGCCAGGCCAGCUCAAAGGUAGAUCCCAAACAAGCACUAUCUCUCCUGUCUAACGAACCCCCUUUGAUCCCUGCCAGGCCAGCUAAGGGCUUAGAGUCAGUGUUACUGUCCUCAAAAUCUGAGGAGACAAAAGAUCCAUUUGAAGAUUUGCUAAAAAAGACAAAGCAGGACGUGUCAUCUGCACCAGGUAAGGUUGAACAGCUCCGAAAGCGAUGGGAAACCUUUGAGUAACGCUCCUGAUGGCUUUUGAUGUCCCUUUGGAAUUGACAGAGGAUUUCUGGGUUUUUUUUGGAGCCAGCAUAAAACCAAGCAUUUCUUUCACAGAAGGCUUAACCAGGAGAGCUGCAGGACCAUCACUGUGCUGCAACUGACACAUGAGUGCUUUUGGCCCAGAGUUCCCCCAUUGUCCUGUUCCCUGCAGCUGCUUCCUCACUCUCCACCACUGGAAACCCCCAGGACUUGCACUGACCAAAGCAUAAGGGUAGUGGGAUUGGGUUUGGUUUGGUUUUCCACACAAAGCUUUUUCAGACAACAGAAGUUGCUCCAUCCCUUGUAUUUGCAGUCCUUGGCGCAGGUGGGAGCAUGACGUGGCACAUGCACUGGUGUGGUGUUCCCACAGGGGGAAUGGUGGUGAGGUUUUCCUGUCUUACACAAUAAGUAGAAUCUUUUGCUUUCACGUGUAAAGAGUAGCAAAGCAACCGAGCCCUGUGUGCUGCACGGGGUGCAUCUGUUAGCCUGUGAGUUCACCCUGUCUCGAAAUGCAUCUGUUCAUUUAGGUUACGAUACUGGAUAAGCUUUUAUUGCAGACUUUUAUUUCCUCCCUGGUAUACUGAGAGGUAACAGGGACUCCUCUGGUGCAGAGGUGUUGUAAGUCCUUGUUGCAACAAAACCAUGGCACAGAGCAGUUGCUCAGGGUUUGGUCCUGCAUCUCUGUUGGGAAACUGGAAACACCAGCAAUUGUUUUAAUUUGGGGGGGGGGUUGUUUGGUUUUGUUAAAUCUGUCAGAAAAUAGAGGCCAUAAAGAGUAUCCUAGUUCUUAUAUCUGUGUAUGUUAAUAUUAUAUAUAAAUACUAUAAAUGGCAGUAUAUGAAUGGAAUGUAACAAUAUCUAUCUUGGUUAUUACAAACAAAAAGAGAAAAAACUUGGGGUUUGAAAGUUCCCAGCUCAUGGGUUCGUGUUAGAGGCCAGUGUGUGGACACGCCAGCAGCGUGGUGCAGGAAUACCCACACCUGCCUUGGAAUCAGGGGUUGGAUCUGGCCUGCGCCUGGCUCUGUCAGCCCGUCCUGCAGUGCUGAGACCCGUCUGCUGGUACGAGACAGUGACUGGAUGAGGAAAUGGACUGUGAGGCCAGGAAGGAACAGCCAAGCCCUGGGAAGGUAACGGGUACGUUCAUUGGGAUUUUCUGAGACACUUCCUGUGGCAAUAGUAUUCAAGAAAUGUCACCUUCAUCUCAGCAUCCCAUCUCCAAGCUGCUGUCCCUGCAGUGAGCAUUUCUGGGUUCAUUCCGUGGUGCUUCUUCGUUUUGUUUUGUAUUUGGGCACAAUCUGCUGUAACCCAUGUUACUCUCGAAGAGGUAACCACAUCACCAUUAGCCUUUGAUAAAGGAAACCAUUUUGGACACACGGGGAAAUUCUUGUAAAGCUUUAUCUGAUUUCCAAUGUUUUAGUCACAUAAUCUUGGAAGUUUUCUUACUCAGUGUAUGACGGUGGCUGUCUCUGCGAUCGAGUCUGACGUGCCAACAGGCUGGGGAGACUGUAGUCUUACAUUAAUACUACAUUUCUGUACAGUGCUGUUCCUGACGAGCCACUCGGUUGGGUUUGUAUUUUCCUUUUGUGUUGCAGACGGAUGGUUUUAGUAUUGCAUAGUAAAAUAUUAAAAGUCUCCGAUAAGAGCUCCACUUGA